Messenger RNA from Dermochelys coriacea (leatherback sea turtle), 4950 nucleotides. Its product is annotated as IgGFc-binding protein-like. NCBI's taxonomy places the organism in Eukaryota, Metazoa, Chordata, Testudines, Dermochelyidae. The record is from RefSeq and is a predicted model, not a curated record. The coding region runs from base 1 to 4950 and encodes 1649 amino acids. Gene Ontology annotation, molecular function: protein binding. The transcript is spliced from 11 exons.
AUGUGGAUGGACCCCGAGACAAAAGGCAUUUCUAGGGCUGCCCCUACUAUUCAACCUCCAGAUCUUCCCAGUACCUCUUGCUCAGGCCCCCAAGGGACAGAAUUUAUCACAGUCUUCAUGCAGAAUCACUUACCAAAUUAUGACAGUAAAGACUUCAAGUUAUUCAUCACUGGCUACAUCCCUGAGACGUUUGUCACCAUCUCAAUAAAUAAAGCAGAUUUUUUGGUCACUAUCACUGCAAAUCCCGAACAGACAGUAUCUGUGAUGAUCCCAGCGUUUGUGGAGCUGGCUGGAAGCAACAAAUUUGACCACACGGUCAUCAUCCGUGCUGAUCAUGAGAUCUCCAUCCUCGCUCUGAACUAUAAGACCUAUACGGCUGAUACCACUGUAGUGUACCCCGUGCAGAGGCUCGGGACAGAGUACUAUGUGGUGACUCCACUGGGCAAGCCUGAUGGUCUCGAUAAGCAAUUUGCUGUAGUAGCCUGGAAGGAUCCCACCAUUGUUGAAGUUUACCUCAAAGGGGCUGUCACUUUCCAAAGAAAAGCCUACAUAGCAGGGACAAAACUGGUCAUCCCACUUGGAGCUUACCAGGCCGUCCAGCUGCAAAGCCGUGAUGACUUAUCUGGCACCAGGAUCGUGUCCCAGAAUCCCGUGGCCGUCUAUAGUGGACAUGUAUGUGUUGCAAAGCACACCAAAUGUGACUACGUGAGUGAGCAGCUCCUGCCAGUGUCUGUCUGGGGCACCACAUUCAUUGUACCACCCUUAUCCUUCCAGCCAAAAUUUGACCUGGUGUAUGUGGCUGCUUCCCAACACACACACCUUGAUUAUCAGUCUGGGAGGUCGAGAGCCUCUAAGGACCUGGUUGCUGGGCAAGUUGUGACAUUUGAAAUCAAAUUCCCUAGUCCCUUGUACAUCUCUGCUAGUGCUGGGAUCCAAGUCGCCUUCUUCUGCGCUGGUGGAAGCAAAGGAAAAAUCAUGUAUGAUCCCUUCUUCCUGAUCAUCCCAGAUGUCUCUGGCUACUGCCAGACCUAUAACAUCCAUGGACAGGACCUGUUUGAGAACUACGCAAUGAUAACAGCCAAAACAUCAGAAUCUGGUGGUAUCACCAUUGAUAAGGAACCCUUGGGAAACAUUGCAUGGAGGCCAAUUCCAGGCACAGGGUUCUCUUGGGCUGAAUACAAACUUGGCAACGGGUUUAAGAGAGAAACCAUGGAGCACUCCAGAUCUCCUUUUGGGCUUCUGAGCAUUGGGAUUGCAUCCAAAUCUGGGUAUGGCUCACCGGCUAUUGGUGCAAGCAAUAUUCCGACACCAUCCUGCAGUGUGGUCCUCUGCAAGGAAGGAACCGUUUGUAAGAUGAUAGAUGGGGAGCCAGAGUGUUUGCCAGUUUCUGCGGCCACGUGCUGGGCUGGGGGUUACUUGCAUUACCACACCUUCGAUGACCGGCUGUAUGACAUCCAUGGAACCUGCACUUACACCGUGGCCAAGACCUGUGGGUGUGACUGCGGCCCGCACUCCUUUGACAUCACGGCUGAGAGUGGGAACAGGGGGAACACACAGGUCUCAUACAUUGCGUUGGUGACCAUCCAGGUAGAUGGAAUUACCAUCACAGUGGCCAGGGCAGAAGUCGGCUUUGUGAGGGUGAAUAACACCAGGGCCCACUUACCCAUCUCCUUGAACAAUGGGGCCCUUCGGCUCUAUCAGAGCGGCACCUCCCUUGUCCUCCGCACCGACUUCAACCUCAGGGUGUCCUAUGACUGGAACAACCACCUGAGGGUCACCGUCCCUAAUGACUUCUCCAACAGCCUGUGCGGCCUGUGCGGCAACUAUAAUGGGGACCCCUCCGAUGACUUCUGGACCCCAGCCGAGGAUCCGGAUCCCAGUGUCAUUCUUCAGGAGCAAAGCUGGGCAGUGGAAGAUGAGGAUCAGUUUUGCUGGCACGAUUGCAUUGGAGGUUGCAAGCCCUGUGCUACCAGCAUAGCCACAAAGUACAAGGAGGAGGCCUCGUGUGGCCUGAUAGCCAAGGUCUCAGAUGGGCCCUUCAGCCAGUGCCACACCAAGGUGGAUCCUACAGUCUACUUGGACAAUUGCGUGUACGAUCUGUGCCACAACGACGGCUACAGGACAGCCCUGUGUGAGGCCCUGAAGGCCUACGCAGAUGCCUGCCAGCUGGAGGGGGUCAGGAUUGGGGAAUGGAGGCAGCUGGCCAGAUGCCCCAUGGAGUGCUCCCUGGAGAACAGCCAGUACCAGCUCUGUGGAACAGCCUGCCCAGCCACAUGUGUGGACCAGUCAGCCCCCAGCAACUGCCAAGACCUCUGUGUGGAAAGCUGCCAAUGCAAGGAUGGUUUUGUGCUGAGCCAGGGCAAAUGCAUCCCCAAGGGUGGCUGUGGGUGCGUGUUCGAGGGCCGCCCCUUUGCCCCCAACGAGAGCUUCUGGGUCGACGAGGCAUGUGGGACACGGUGCAUGUGCAAUGCAGCCACUAGAGAAGUCGAAUGCGUGGCUGCUACGUGCAAACACUCGGAGAGGUGCGGGCUAGUGAAUGACAUGCGGGAUUGUUACCCCUCCAGCUAUGCCACCUGCUCUGUGACACAGAAUCUGCACUACACCACCUUUGAUGGACAGAGAUACAACUUCAAAGGCACCUGCCGCUAUCAGCUUACAGCCCUGUGGAAGAAGGCAGAGGGACUGGUGGACUUUGAAGUCUAUUUCCAGGAGAACAGUACUGCUCCUGUACAGACCAAGGUUUAUGAGACCGACAUCAGGGUCAGCAAUCAAUUCCCUGGCAAAAUCAUGGUGAAUGGUUUCCUGAUUAAUCUUCCCUUCAACCUUGAUAAGAAAAUCACUGUGUAUAGAAAGAGCUGGGCCACAGUGAUCCAGACAGACUUUGGCUUCAGCGUUACCUAUGCCAGGUGGUCAGGACGCACCACAGUGACUCUGCCAGUUACCUACGCGGGAGCCAUGUGUGGUCUGUGUGGCAAUUUUAACAUGGACAGGGAGGACGACAUGCUCAUGAGGGAUGGCACGCUGGCACCAAACCCCAUCAGCUUUGGCCAGAGCUGGAAGGUGGGAGACCUCCCAGGAUGCUCUGCAGUAACGAUACCACCAUGCGCAAGUGUAGAGGCUAUUGAAAAACAACAACGAGGUAGCAGAGGGCAGUGUGGGCUCAUCUUAUAUAAGAGUGGCCCUUUCAGAGGAUGUCACAGCAAAGUGGACCCCCAUGGAUACUUUGUAGACUGUGUGUACGGCUAUUGUGUCCUCAGUGGGCGGGAGAGUAACAUUUGUCAUGCUGUUGCUGCGUAUGCUGAGGCAUGUCAGGAAGCUGGAGCUAUACUGCAUCCCUGGAGGACUACGAAAUUCUGCUAUCUGUCCUGUCCCCUGAACAGUCACUACGAAUUAUGCAGCAGCAGCUGCGAUCUGACAUGCAGCAACCUCUAUGCCCCGGUGCAAUGCACGACCCAGUGUAAGGAAGGCUGCGUGUGUGAUGAGGGCUUUGUUCUCAGUGGUGACCACUGCGUCCCCAUUUCCCAGUGUGGAUGCCUCCACAGAGGACUUUACUACCAGGCCUUGGAGACGUUCCACCCAAGCGAUUCAUGCAAAGAGCAGUGCAUGUGUCAGGCUGGUGGGGAGGUUGUGUGUAAGGCAUUCUCCUGCGGCGCUGGUGAGCAAUGCAGAGUGGUGGACGGUGUCCAGAAAUGUCACCCAUUUGGAUCUGCGACCUGUUCUGCCUCUGGCCAUCCCCACUACCUCUCUUUCGAUGGGGUCUCCUUUGACUUCCAAGGCACCUGCACCUACAUCCUGGCCAAGACCUGCACCGAUGUCAGCCACUUGACACCAUUCACUAUCAGUGUAGAGAAAGAAUCCUGGGGUAGUGGGAAUGUCUCCAUGGCCAAGUUGGUGUCCAUUCAGGUGUAUGGGAUCACAGUUACCCUGCUGCCGAACAAACAGGGGCUCAUCAUGGUGAAUGGGGUGUUCCACAACCUCCCGGUGAUCACGGCCAACAGGCGGCUCCAAGCAUAUCAGCAUGGUACUAACAUCCUGGUGCAAACUGACUUUGGCCUCAUUGUGAGUUACGACCUGGUUUACCAGGCCAGAGUCACCGUUCCACAGCGAUACCAGGGCCACAUGUGUGGCCUGUGCGGGAACUACAAUGGAUGGCAGGACAGCAAGUUCCUGCUCCCCAAUGGCAGGACAGCCUCUGAUGUGGCAGUAUUUGGCUCUGCUUGGGAAGUCCAGGUCCCAGGAGCAUCAUGUGCAGACAGAUGCCAUGGGAACAGCUGUCCAGUUUGUGAGGAGAGGAAGAAGGAUGUCUUCAAACAGCACCACUACUGCGGGUUGCUCACAGACCCCGAUGGCCCCUUCACUUCCUGCCAUGGCAUGGUCAGCCCCAGUGUGUAUCUGAGCAACUGCUUGUACGAUAUGUGCCUGGGAAACGGGGACUCCCAGGUCCUGUGCCAGAGCAUCCACAGUUACGUGACAUCCUGCCAAGAGGCCAAGGUUACCAUCCCGCCCUGGAGGAGCCCCUCCUUCUGCCCUGUGAGCUGCCCUGCCAACAGCCACUAUGAGGUCUGUGCUGACCUCUGCACUAUCACCUGUGCUGGCAACAUCAUUAACUGCCCGGAGACCUGUGCCGAAGGCUGCCAAUGUGACGAUGGCUUCUUCUUUGACGGCCAGGGCUGUGUGACUCAGGAGAGCUGUGGAUGCUUCGAACAGGGGAGAUACUACAAGCCCAGUGAGGUGGUCCUGAUGAACGAGUGCCAGCAAAGAUGCACCUGUAUUCCCACCCGAGGGGUGACCUGCGAAGCCCACAGCUGCUCCAUAGGAAAAACCUGCCAGAUCAGAGAUGGCGUCAUGGACUGCAUCAGCCAAGGGAGGGAGACACAGGAGACCACUUUGCUGGCUGUACACCAGGAAAGUCUCACCCACACAGGGAUUUCCCCAGUAAAGGACUGCUGA